GAGCAAACGGAUGAUCGAAACAAAAAUGUCGGAGUUAGCGGAGCUGGAGAGACUACAGACCCAAAUCCUCUAUCGAAUAGCAAAACUCGAGCUCUUAAUCCUUCCUCCAUCCAACAAUUCUCCCAAUAAAGAUCUCCCCACGACCACUGAAGCACGCCUCUCCGCCGUCCUUGUCGACUCCGGCGUCAAAGACUUCUCAUUCAAGCGCGUUCCUUCCGACUACUACGAUUGGUCCUUCGAAGCUCGAAGAGACAUUCUUGGCGCCGCCUCUAUUCAUCAUCUCUGCAAAAGCAUUGUCCUGGUAAAUACUCAAGCUGCAUCCAAUAUUACUGAUUGCAGUGACCGCCAAAAUUCAAAAUACUAUGUUGUUGUUGUUCAGUACACUGCUCGAUUUAUGAGACUUGCUCCUGAAGAGAUAUCACACAAUCUGACUGGUUUUGAACACAAUGGAGUAACAUGUGUUGGCAUGAAAACAGACAUUCCGGUUAUUUUGGAUGAAGCUAUUGUGAAGCUUAAUCCGGACUUUUUUUGGUUGGGUGGGGGAGAGAUUGAUCUAAAACUUGGAAUUAGAACAUCCGAGUUCAUCAACUUUGCAAAACCUUUUAUUGUGAAUUGUAGUGGUUCUUGAACUUUUUGAAGCAAAAGAUGUUUUGUUGGUUUUUAUAUUUUUAUUAUUUUUUAUACCCAUUAGUCAUUUGUAAUCAACUAAUUUGACGAAAUGAUGUAUGAAUUAUGAUUUAAUCUUCAAUGUGAUAUGGUGAAUGACACGAA
Messenger RNA from Lactuca virosa, 771 nucleotides. Lineage: Eukaryota; Viridiplantae; Streptophyta; Magnoliopsida; Asterales; Asteraceae. The record is from the annotation of a GenBank genome assembly.